Messenger RNA from Oryza brachyantha (malo sina), 2245 nucleotides. RefSeq names its product BURP domain-containing protein 14-like. The coding region runs from base 30 to 2117 and encodes 695 amino acids. Lineage: Eukaryota; Viridiplantae; Streptophyta; Magnoliopsida; Poales; Poaceae. The record is from RefSeq and is a predicted model, not a curated record. The transcript has a single exon.
GGCAACUCGCGAGCUCAUCGCCCCCAACAAUGGCACCGCCUCGCUACGCCCGACUCCUGCUGGCUAUCCCCGAAUUCGUCCUAGCCGUGAUCCUCUGCCACCUGCCACGUUCAGCUGCGUCGCCGUCGGCGUCGUCCGUUGCUGCCAGCUUCUCCCCGUCUCCUUCACCGUCGCCGCUGCCUCUGCGUCCGCUGCUGACGCAACGCGGCGUGGUGCCGCCACGGGUGUCGGAGCUGCCGGCGAGCCCGUUCACGGCGAAGGCGGCGUUCGUCCGGUACUGGAACCGGAAGGUGCACAGCAACCGCCCGCAUCCGGCGUUCCUCUUCGCCAAGCUCUCCCCGCUGUCCGCGCCCGACGCGGCGGCGUUCUCCGCCCUCGCCGCCGCCGGCCAGCUCGGCUCCAGGAUCCGCGCGUUCUGCGCCGCGGCGUCGCUGCUCUGCCCUACGACGCCGGCGUCCUCGCCGUCGAAGUCGUCGUCCGGGGAGGGGCCCGCGGCCGCCUCCUCCGACGGGGGCGGUGCUGCUGCUGCAGCCGCCGCUGCUGGCGGCGGCGCGGCGCCAUUCAAGAACUACGAGAACGGCAACUUCAGCAGCUACGGCAACAGCGGCGGCGGCGGCGCCGAUCAGUUCGCCGUGUACUCGGGCGGAGAGACCAGCCCCGUCGACUCGUUCCGCCGGUACGGCAAGGGCUCGCAGGGGCGGAACGACUCGUUCACGAGCUACGAGGCGGGGGGCAACGUCGGGACCGCCAACUUCACCUCGUACAACUCCGGCGCCACCGGCGGUGCAGGAGGGUUCUCAACCUACGCCGGCGAGACCAACACUGCGUCCGUGUCCUUCGCCAACUACGACCACGACGGGAACGGCCGGUCCCGCGAGUUCGCUGCGUACACGCAGGACGCGAACACCGGCGAGGAGAGCUUCGCCGCGUACGGGAAGACCGCGAACGGUGCCGCCGAGUCCUUCAAGACGUACGGCAACCACUCCAACUCGAUCGCCUCCGGCUUCCUCAACUACGGCGACAGGGCGAACGGCGCCGCCGACACGUUCUCCUCAUACGGCGUCAAUGGAAACACCCCAGAGAACACGUUCAAGAGCUACGGCACCGACAGCAACGCCGGCGUCGACGACUUCAAGGGGUACAGGGACGACGCCAACGUCGGGAACGAUAGCUUCACGUCCUACGCGAGCAACGCCAAUGGCGCCGCCGCCGGCUUCGAGAGCUACGGCAAGUCGGUGAACCCGGGGAGCGUCACGUUCAAGGGCUACGGCCUCGGCUCCAACCCCAACCACCGCAUCGGCUUCACGCGAUACUCCGGCGACAACACGACCUUCAAGGCGUACUCCAACGACGGCGUCGAGUUCAAGGAGUACCAGAACAUGUCCAAGCUGGAGGUGUCCAAGCUGGAGGUGGUACCGACGGCCGCGCGCCGGCUGCUGCCGAGGUGGUCGCCGCAGCCGGGGAAGUUCUUCCGGGAGCAAGACCUCAUCGCCGGAAACCGAAUGCCAAUGCCAGACAUCGCCGACAGGCUGCCGCCGCGCGCGUUCCUGCCACGGGUCAUCGCCGCGAAGAUCCCGUUCGACGCCAGCGCCGUCUCGGCGCUGUUCGGCGCGGCGCCGGGCACGGCGAUGAGCCAGGUGGUGUCGUCCACGGUGGCCGAGUGCGCGCGCCCGCCGAGCCGCGGGGAGACGAAGCGGUGCGCGACGUCGGCCGAGGACGUCGUCGACUUCGCCGUGGAGACGCUGGGCGACAACGUCGCCGUGCGCGCCACGGAGUCGACGGCGGGCGGCGGCGGGGAGGUCAGGCUGGGCAGGGUGGUCGCCGUCGGCGGCGGCGCCGGCAACGCGACGCGGCCCGUCGUGUCGUGCCACCAGAGCCUGUUCCCGUACCUGGUGUACUACUGCCACUCGGUGCCGGCCGUCCACGUGUACGAGGCCGACAUCCUGGCCGUCGAUUCCGGCCACAGGAUCAACCACGGCGUGGCGGUAUGCCAUCUCGACACGUCGGACUGGAGUCCGAAUCACGGAGCAUUCAUCGCGCUUGGUGGAAAACCGGGUGAGAUCGAGGUGUGCCAUUGGAUCUUCGAGGGAGAUAUGACUUGGACUGUGGCCAAUUGAUGGCGUUGAUGCGAUUUGAAUUAUAGACAUUUCGAUUGAAUUAUAUAUGUAUGUUGAUUCUGUUUAAAAGUAAGAAAGAUUUUGAUCUUUUUUUUUUCUGCUGAAAGUGCACACCUCAAAAUAUGAAU